CGGUCUAACGUUUGCUCUCAAUCUCAACAAUGGCGACGGAAUCGCCGAGUUCCGUUCGGAAAAUUGUUGUUCAUCUAAGAGCUACGGGAGGUGCUCCAAUACUGAAACAGAAUAAGUUCAAGAUUUCAGGGACGGAUAAGUUUGCUAAAGUGAUUGAUUUUCUAGGGAGGCAGCUUCACUCUGAUUCAUUGUUUGUGUAUGUGAACAGUGCUUUCUCGCCAAACCCUGAUGAAUCAGUAAUUGAUCUAUACAGUAACUUUGGGAUAGAUGGGAAACUGGUGGUGAACUAUGCUUGUUCCAUGGCAUGGGGAUAAAAAACCAAACGAUGUUCACCAUCAUCAGAGCUCUGAGUACCUCAUGUUGUCUAUGUCCAACAAUUAUGGGAUCUGCAAAAGAUGAUACUACUGCUACUUUGUUUGCUAGGAAACUUCUUUGUACAUUCUUUAGGAACUGGCUAUCUUCAUCUUUUAAUUUUUUUUCACUCAGAAUAUACAUUACAAAAAGCAACGAUUUCAGCGGUGAUUCUCUAUCAUAUAUAUCUAACUGGUUU
Eruca vesicaria subsp. sativa (arugula) is the source of this 550-nucleotide messenger RNA. The record is from the annotation of a GenBank genome assembly. NCBI's taxonomy places the organism in Eukaryota, Viridiplantae, Streptophyta, Magnoliopsida, Brassicales, Brassicaceae.